Molecule: messenger RNA, 1335 nt
Organism: Drosophila navojoa
Lineage: Eukaryota; Metazoa; Arthropoda; Insecta; Diptera; Drosophilidae
Gene: Or71a
Product: Odorant receptor 71a
Biological process (GO): sensory perception of smell; detection of chemical stimulus involved in sensory perception of smell
Cellular component (GO): plasma membrane
Molecular function (GO): odorant binding; olfactory receptor activity
Source: RefSeq, a predicted model, not a curated record
UUGAAAUGGUUAGACACCCAUCAAAUUAAGCAAUUUGCGAAUCAAUUAGUAGUAGGGCUUGGUCUGCUCUAUAUAAGGCCAACAAGUCUGACUUUCCAAUCAAAGUAAGGAGAAGAACAGUCAUGGGUUCGGACAACAUCAAAGGCUCGCGAGCUUUGGUGCGGAACCUGAAGUUUUGUAGACUGUGGCCGAAUCGAAGCUCAGUAACAUCUAGUUCUACGUCUGCAUCACGCAUCAGAUUGCUCGAAUUGAUGAAGUCGUUCACGCUGCAUUUCUUUGUGACCUUUACGUUCACGGCCAUGAUGUGGAUUGAGGCUGUAAGCAGCGAGGACUUCGAGCACUGCACAGAUGUGCUGUUCAUCACGCUGACGAUGACAAGUCUGGUGGCAAAAAUUUUCAACAACUGGCAUUAUGCUAAAAUUGCUCGGAACUUACUCGAAGAGUGGAGCGAUAGCCCACAGUUUGAAGUUCACUCCGGCCCGGAGCGUGAUAUGUGGGAGCGGGAACAGCUGCGCUUUUUGCGUUUCGCCCUCCUGUACUGCUUCUGCAGCCUGGGCGUGGUGCCGUGCAUCUUCAUAUCCGCGGCGUACAACUAUCCAAAUGAAUUGCCGUUUUUGGUGUGGGUGCCCUUUGACUGGCAGAAGCCCGCUAAAUUCUGGUGUCUAUACGCUUAUCAGCUGUUCGCUGUGCCAUUUACCUGUCUGUCCAACAUAACGUCGGACCUACUCAAUUGCUACCUAAUGCUGUACAUUUCGCUUUGCUUUAAGAUGCUGGGCAUGCGUCUAUCUGUGCUUGCUCCCACUGGGCAUCGCGACUCUGAGCGCCAGCUGCGUGUGCAGUUGCUGGACCUUAUUAGGCUUCAUAGGCGCGUCAAGGCUCAGGCUGAGAUGAUUCAGAUCUUCAUCUCAAAGAGCACGCUUAUUCAGAUCUUGUUGAGCGCCAUAAUAUUGUGCCUCUCCAUCUACCGCAUGCAGAUGCUCAAUGUGUUCCAGACACCGAGCAUCUUCUUAGCUAUGUUAGAGUAUUUAUUCGCGAUGACUAUGCAAAUCUAUUUGCCCAGCAUAUAUGGGAACGAUAUUACCCGCAACGCUGAUCGGUUGCCGACUGCUCUCUAUAGUUGCUCUUGGCCAGAUAUGUCGAAGCCAAUGCGUCGUCUGAUACUCUGUUUUAUGAUCUACCUCAACCGUCCCUUGGUUCUACGAGCAGGCGGAUUUUUUGAAGUGGGCUUACCACUUUUCACCAAGACCAUGAACCAGGCUUAUAGUCUUUUGGCCUUGCUCCUCAACGUGAACAGCAAGUAAGCCGGAGAUAAAUAAUCUAUGCAAAUAAUAACAU